AGUGGGGAGGUGAGAAAAAGGGCCCGAGGGGUGAAGGGGACAGCAGCUCCUGGGGGGAAGGGUGUGGCGCGAGAGUGGGGGAGUCCCAUGAAACGAGCCCCUCCUUCUCUCCCUCACUCCUCCCCCUCCCACUCCCCGCGGUGGGGAGCUGGGUGCUGGAGCGGUCCCGGAGCUAGCGGCGGGCGGUACGCGGCGCUGGUGCGUGCGGCGGGCUGGCGGGCGGGCGUGUCAUUCGCUGCGCCCCUGGCGGGGCUAAGGAGGUAGCUGUGGCUCCCGCUGCCCCCGCCGCCGCCGCCGCCACCGCUGCCACAACAGCCGGGUGAGGCUGAACCGCGCAGUGCCGGGAGGCGAUCGAAGGGAAACCAGGUCACAGACGCGCAGACACACAUAUACACUCUCUCCCACUCAUGCACACCCCUACACGCACCGAUCGGGAGCAAGGACGCUGACUCUGGAAUUGGCUGUUUUUCUUGGGGUGGCCACUCUGUUCUGCAUGCUGACUUCCCAACAUGGUUUGAUGGGUGAGAAGGAACUCCUGCCCUCGUUGACCUCGGUAGCAAUGUUGCCUCUCAUCCCUGGAGAUAACCUUGGUGAUUUCAGCAAAUAAGAAGAUCCAGAAUGAUUACUGACCCAUGACUCCCAACAGUAUGUCAGAAAAUGGCCUUCCAGCAUGGGACAAGCGGAAGCCUCCUCCGCCUCCUCCUGACCAAGACUACACCUGGGGCCUCGUAGGAAUGUCCGAAGACUGCUUACAUAGGAAGGGCCACUCAGAGAGCAGCAGUGGGCUGUUGAAGAGCGAGCCGCCACCGCCGGCAUCCAGGCUCCAGACUCCAGCAGCUUGGACUAGCUCAGUAUUCCACCUGGACCCAGGAGAGGCCCACGAGCAGGGAGUGGCAAGCACCCAGGCCGACCCAACUGAAGAGAAGAAAUGUAAAGGGUACAUACCCAGUUACUUAGACAAGGACGAACUAUGUGUAGUUUGUGGUGACAAAGCCACUGGGUAUCACUACCGAUGCAUCACUUGUGAAGGCUGCAAGGGUUUCUUUAGGAGAACCAUUCAGAAAAAUCUCCACCCAUCCUAUUCCUGUAAAUAUGAAGGAAAGUGUGUAAUAGACAAAGUCACUCGGAACCAGUGCCAGGAAUGUCGCUUCAAGAAAUGCAUCUAUGUUGGCAUGGCAACCGAUUUGGUAUUGGAUGACAGCAAACGGUUGGCAAAGAGGAAGCUGAUAGAAGAAAACCGAGAGAAGAGGCGUCGAGAAGAACUGCAGAAAACCAUUGGGCACAAGCCAGAGCCGACAGACGAGGAAUGGGAGCUGAUCAGAGCGGUCACGGAAGCCCACGUGGCCACCAAUGCGCAGGGCAGCCACUGGAAGCAGAAGAGGAAAUUUCUGCCUGAAGACAUUGGCCAAGCUCCGAUAGUCAACGCCCCAGAAGGUGGAAAAGUGGACUUGGAAGCCUUCAGCCAGUUUACAAAAAUCAUCACACCAGCAAUUACGAGAGUGGUAGAUUUUGCCAAAAAGUUGCCUAUGUUUUGUGAGCUGCCAUGCGAAGAUCAGAUAAUCCUGCUGAAAGGCUGCUGUAUGGAGAUCAUGUCCCUCAGAGCGGCUGUGCGCUAUGACCCCGAGAGUGAGACUUUAACCUUAAAUGGGGAGAUGGCUGUGACGAGGGGCCAGCUGAAAAAUGGAGGCCUUGGGGUGGUGUCUGAUGCCAUCUUUGACCUGGGCAUGUCACUGUCUUCUUUCAACCUGGAUGACACUGAAGUGGCUCUCCUUCAAGCAGUCCUGCUCAUGUCUUCAGAUCGCCCGGGGCUUGCCAGCGUGGACAGGAUAGAGAAAUGUCAGGAGGGUUUCCUGCUGGCCUUCGAACAUUAUAUCAAUUACCGCAAACACCACGUUGCACACUUUUGGCCAAAGCUGCUGAUGAAGGUGACGGACCUACGGAUGAUCGGCGCCUGCCACGCCAGCCGCUUCCUGCACAUGAAGGUGGAGUGCCCCACAGAACUCUUUCCUCCUCUGUUCUUGGAAGUGUUCGAGGACUAAGAAGGACUGGUUUGGUUCUCACGAUUCUGACAAUGCUACUUAUGGGGUGUCGUUCCAUUCCAUUGCCUAGCUCAUUUGUGUUUCUCUGUAUCUUGGGGGGGAGGGAUUUUUAUUGUUGUUGUUGGGAGGGGAAGGCUGUUGUUGGCUUUUUUUUUUGCAUUGAUAUACCCAGGUGAAAAUGUUCCCCCGAAUGUGGGUACUUGUGACUAUCACGGUCCGUCCUCCAGUCCGUGGGUGUGGAUGCUUUGAAAAUGGCCCAGUAGCGAGGUGGGAAGAAAGCUCAGGCGUUCACCAGCACUAAGUGAUCACCAGCGUCCAUCCCUCCCCAGUCAAUGGUGAUACAAAGUAAAGCUGAAAAAAAAAUGAGCGACAUAUUCUGUUGUCUUGACUUAGUGAAGGACUUUAUGGGUUAGGUUCCAUUUUGUAGGGCACAAAGAAAUCUUGCAAUGAAUGUAGCUUCCAUGUACAUGUCCGUCCUCCCCACCCCAUGAUCUGUAGCAUCUCAAAUCCUCACUCUUGCUCAUUUCCUUAAGACAGCCCUCCUCUUCCUUCCCAAAUAGAUACGUAGAUAGACCUAGGACCUGGAGUGGGGCUUUAGGAGGCGUUUAGUCCAAAAUCUUCUACUUUACAGAUGGGGAAACUGAGUCCCAGAGUGGUUAAGUGAUUUGUCCAGAGAUACAUGUCCAUUAAGUGAAAGAGCUGGGAAUUAAAACCUAAGGGCCUCUGACUGGAAACCCAGCAUUUUUUCCACUGUACCAUGAAUUAUACCUUGGAUAUGUAACCAUAGGGAUAUCUGUUCUCUGUCAAGUCAGAUAUAUCUUUAAAUGUAAUAUUUCUCUGAGUUCCCACUCAACACAGGGAGUAGAUGGGUUUGUUGAACUAAUGGAACACAUCCAGCAUGGGGGAAGGAAGGGGUUGGGUGAUCACAAGGAAAUCUCUGCCAAGGCCAAGGACUCUACAAUGCACAGGAUAGUAUGUUUACAAGAGGCAACCAUUGUGAUGUGUUUCAAGGUGAAGGAAACUUGAACAUGAACCCAACAGAUUUACCAAACGCAGUCACUUGUUGAUGGUGGUGGUUCUUUCUCAUUAUCACUAAAGUUAUGUGCCCUCAUUGCCUAAAUGAGAGGUGAUUUUAGCUGAAUGGACAGCCGCUUUCCCUGCAGAUUAAAUCUUCUAAUCAAAGGCAGCAGUAAAGCAUCGAUCUGAGUCUCGCUGAGGAAGCAUUCCAAGGAAAGAGAUGGGCUAGAGUUAGGUUCAAAGCAGAGGAAAAAUGAGGUGCCCAAUGGUCCCAUUGUAAACUGGUACUUUAGAGAAAACCUCCCAUUAAUCUGAGACAUCCAUUUAAAAAAUCACAUACACUUAAAAAAAAAAAGACAUGCAUAAAAUCAAAGAAUCAGAUGUGGAGCUGGAAGAAAACUCAUAGGUCUCUUUUCAUUUACAGAUGAAGAAAUUAAGGCCCAGAAAAAUUGAUUGACUUAGCUAAAUUCAUAGCAGUAAACAAUGUCUGAGGUAGGAUUUGAACCCUUGAUCCUCCGCCUUUACAGCCAGUAAAGCUGCCAUUCCCCAUUCCCAGCCCUUUUUUUCCCCAGACUUAAAAUCUAUUGCAAGAACGUUAACAUGAAGUUGCUUGUUUUUUGUUUUGUUUUUGCUUUGAAAUCAGACUUAGAACAUUGAAUUUUCACUAUACCAUGAAAGAAGUAAGCAGGAUUUGAACCUAGCUCCUCUGGCUCCAGAUCCAUGUCCUUUCCACAUGGCACGCUGCCCCUCUCACCAACACUAAUAAAUUUCCCCUGAGUCCCUGUAUAGAGCUUGACAGUUAUUUAUUAGACAAAGAUAAAAUUUCA
Molecule: messenger RNA, 3883 nt
Organism: Trichosurus vulpecula (common brushtail)
Lineage: Eukaryota; Metazoa; Chordata; Mammalia; Diprotodontia; Phalangeridae
Gene: THRB
Product: thyroid hormone receptor beta
Exons: 11
Coding region: 633-2039 (468 amino acids)
Biological process (GO): negative regulation of transcription by RNA polymerase II; positive regulation of transcription by RNA polymerase II; thyroid hormone receptor signaling pathway
Molecular function (GO): zinc ion binding; nuclear receptor activity; RNA polymerase II cis-regulatory region sequence-specific DNA binding
Source: RefSeq, a predicted model, not a curated record